GCCGGGGGUCCGGAGCGCGUGAGGGGUAACAGGGAUAGAGCUCAGUUCGGUUUCCGGCGCGCGUGGGAACAGUGUAACUCUGAGGAGCUUUGAUCUACUGUACAUCUAACGCAGCUAUGCAGUUGCAGGAGUGGUUACAUUCCCUUUGUCUCGGCGGCGGAGACUUAAGGAGCACUGAAGUAGGAGAUCUCCGGAGUCUGCUCCCCUCGCUGGCGCUCUCUCCUCCCUCUCUCCUCGGGCUCGGCGCUGUGGCCUCGCUCACGGCCUACUGGCUGGUGACCCGACCUCGCUCCAUCCGGCCACCAUGUGACCUGAAGGCUCAGUCUGUUCCUGUGCAGGGAGACGCCAGUUGCAGACGGUCCGCCUUGCUGAAGGACGAUAACCUACUAGACUUCUACUAUGAAGAUACAAAGACGGUGUAUGACAUGUUUCAGAGAGGCCUGAGGAUCUCAGGUGGCGGGCCGUGCCUCGGCUUCAGGAAACCUGGGAAGCCCUACGAGUGGAUCUCCUACACCGAGGUGGCAGAGAGGGCACAGGUGCUGGGCUCAGGUCUGCUGGCCAAAGGAUGCAAACCUACUCCUAAACAAUUCGUUGGGAUCUUUGCCCAGAACAGGCCAGAGUGGGUUAUUACAGAGUUGGCCUGCUACACCUUCUCCAUGGCAUUAGUGCCUCUGUAUGAAACACUGGGGCUGGAGGCGAUGGUGCACAUCCUCAACCUGGUGGAGAUCUCCCUGGUGGUCUGUGAUAAAGAGGAAAAAGCCGAGUCUCUGUUGUUGAACAAGGAGAAUGGCAUGAUUCCUACUCUGUCCUGUCUGGUGCUCAUUAACCCUGUGAGCGCCGCUCUGGUGGAGAGAGGGAGGAACUGCGGUGUGGAGAUUCUGCAGCUCGAACAGCUAAUGGACAUCGGGAGGGAAAAUCUCCAGGCUCCAGUACCUCCUCAGCCUGAGGACCUGGCUGUGGUGUGUUUCACCAGUGGAACUACAGGAAAGCCAAAAGGAGCCAUGAUCACACACGGCAACAUCGCCUCCAACACCUCCUCCGUCAUUAAGAUUCUGGAGGGCUUCUUCGAGAUUCGCCAGGAGGACGUGUCGAUCUCGUACCUGCCCCUGGCUCACAUGUUCGAGCGCAUGAUUCAGGUGUCUAUGUUCUGUCACGGCGCGCGAGUGGGCUUCUACCAGGGCGACAUCUCGCUGCUCAUGGACGACAUUAAAACUCUGAAGCCCACCUUCUUCCCCGUGGUGCCCCGCCUACUCAACCGCAUCUACGACAAGAUCCAGGGUUCGGUGACAUCCGUGUUGAAGAGGGCCAUCCUACACUACGCUGUGAGCAGGAAACAGGCCGAGCUGAGCAGUGGAAUCGUCCGGAAUGACAGCGUGUGGGACAGACUGGUCUUCCGCAAGAUACAGGCCAGUCUGGGAGGAAACCUGCGCUUCAUCCUGACCGCUUCAGCUCCCAUCUCGCCCACAGUGCUGUCCUUCCUCCGAGCUGCCCUCGGCUGCCUGAUAUUCGAGGGCUACGGUCAGACCGAGUGCACGGCAGGCUGUACGUUCUCUAUGCCCGGAGACUGGAGCGCAGGCCACGUUGGUGCUCCUCUACCUUGUUCCAUGGUGAAGCUGGCCGACAUCCCGGACAUGAACUAUUAUGCCAAGAACGGACAGGGAGAGAUCUGUAUCCGGGGACCCAGUAUAUUCCAAGGUUACCUGAGGGACGAAGAGAGGACGGCCGAGGCUCUGGACAGUGACGGCUGGCUGCACACCGGGGAUGUGGGACAGUGGCUGCCGAAUGGGACUCUUCGGAUCAUUGACAGAAAGAAGAACAUCUUUAAACUGUCUCAGGGAGAGUACAUCGCUCCAGAGAAGAUCGAGAACGUCUACAUGCGCAGUGUACCUGUGCUGCAGGUGUUUGUGCACGGAGACAGUCUACAGUCUUUUCUGAUAGGUAUUGUGGUCCCAGACCCUGAAGUGUUUGUCAACUGGGCCAAAGAGAGAGGCAUUGUGGGAUCGUAUGAAGAGCUCUGCCAGAAUCCUGACGUGAAGAAAGCUGUACUGGAGGACAUGACUGCUGUGGGGAAGGAAGCAGGACUAAAGUCUUUUGAGCAGGUGAAGGAUUUGUAUCUGCACCCCGAACUGUUCAGCAUCAGCAACGGCCUCCUCACUCCCACCCUGAAAAGCAAACGAAUCGACCUGCGCCGCGUCUUCAGCGAGCAGAUCGCGCACAUGUACAGCACAUCAGCCAUGUAGUGCCAGGUGUUUGAUUAAUAACAUCCUUAGCUAACUGUAGAAUCCCUGCUGAACUGGAAAUGCUCCAGCGAUCAUAAGCUAGAUAGUGCGCAGGAAAUUCUACUGGGGACGCACACAAGUCAGUACAUGCUGUCUGACAUGCUGGAUCAAUCGCUUUGACCUUUGACCCUGGAAAUCAAAGAUUCUUAAACACUAUCGCAAUCGUCCGGAAACAAUGACGUCCAUGUCCUGCUGCUGUAACAAAUUAAUUACUACUAGUUUUUAAUCUCAUCAUUUUUUUUUUUUAUCAUUUUUUUAUUUAGUUAAAAGCAAAAAGUUUGAUCGUUCAAGACUUGAUCUGGGGACUGUGCGAAAUGGACAAUGCUAAUUUCUCACCGUAGGAGCAUAAUUCUGUAUGUAAUUUAUGCAGCGUGUAUUAUAAAGCAAACAUUUGAACUGUAAAUGUAGACUUUUGUGAGCUGUACAUAUUGAAUAUUAAAAGUGCAGAUUCUGAAAAUAUUUCACUAAUUCCAGCCAGGUUAGAGAUGUACUGUAAUGUAAUGUAAUGUAUUUUAUAUUUGUUGUCUCUUAUCGAGCAGAUGAAUAAAGAGAAAUACAUUUUA
Molecule: messenger RNA, 2842 nt
Organism: Clarias gariepinus (North African catfish)
Lineage: Eukaryota; Metazoa; Chordata; Actinopteri; Siluriformes; Clariidae
Gene: acsl2
Product: acyl-CoA synthetase long chain family member 2
Exons: 21
Coding region: 117-2240 (707 amino acids)
Biological process (GO): very long-chain fatty acid metabolic process; long-chain fatty-acyl-CoA biosynthetic process; long-chain fatty acid metabolic process
Cellular component (GO): endoplasmic reticulum; membrane
Molecular function (GO): arachidonate-CoA ligase activity
Source: RefSeq, a predicted model, not a curated record